AUGGUUUCUCCACCGGACACAAGCAAAACAUCUAGACUUGAACGCUACCACAGCUACAUAAGGAGAAUGAACAGUACAAAGCUUUUAGCAGCCUCUUCAAAGCUCCUCUUCCGGACCACUCUCUUAGUAGCUCUGGUCUUAAUCUUCUUCUUCACCCUAAACUACCACCCACAUCCAGACAACCCCCACCACCACCUGCACACCAGCCACAACCUCCUCUCCUCAGCCUUCUACGGCAGCGGAGCCGCCUGGGAGAAACAAGUCCGCCGCUCCGCCACCCCUCACCGCCCCCACGGAUUCUCUGUCCUAGUAACAGGAGCCGCCGGUUUCGUCGGGACCCAUUGCUCCUUAGCUUUAAAAAAACGCGGCGACGGCGUUCUUGGGCUCGACAACUUCAACUCCUACUACGACCCUUCUCUCAAACGCGCCCGCCAAAACGUUUUGCAAAAACAUGAGAUUUUCGUUGUCGAUGGUGAUAUAAACGACGCCGAAUUGCUCACAAAACUGUUUGAUAUUGUCCCCUUCAGCCAUGUUCUACACAUGGCGGCGCAAGCUGGUGUUCGUUACGCUAUGGAGAAUCCUCAGUCUUACGUUAGUUCCAACAUUGCCGGGUUCGUCAAUCUCCUCGAAGUUUCGAAAAAUGCUGACCCACAACCGGCCAUUGUCUGGGCUUCUUCAAGCUCUGUCUAUGGCUUGAACACAAAGGUACCAUUCUCUGAGUCUCACAGAACUGAUCAACCUGCGAGUCUCUACGCUGCAACCAAGAAAGCUGGUGAAGAAAUAGCUCACACUUAUAAUCACAUCUAUGGACUUUCUCUCACUGGCCUUAGGUUCUUCACUGUUUAUGGACCUUGGGGAAGACCAGACAUGGCGUAUUUCUUCUUCACACGGGACAUACUUCAAGGAAAACCCAUAGAUAUCUACAAGACUCAGGAAGAUAAAGAAGUGGCGCGUGACUUCACGUACAUUGACGAUGUGGUUAAGGGAUGUCUCGGAGCUCUUGACACAGCACAGAAGAGCACAGGGAGUGGUGGCCGGAAAAGAGCUCCGGCGCAGCUGAGAGUGUAUAAUUUGGGUAACACAUCGCCGGUGUCGGUGGGGAAUCUGGUGGGGAUAUUGGAGAGCUUAUUGAAUGUGAAGGCGCAGAAGCAUGUGGUGAGAAUGCCACGAAACGGCGACGUUCCGUUUACUCAUGCUAAUGUUAACCUGGCUUUCAAGGACUUUGGGUACAAGCCCACUACCGACUUAGCCACUGGUUUGAGAAAGUUUGUCAAAUGGUAUGUUCGUUAUUAUGGUAUACAAUCAGGGGUAAACAAGGAAAUUGGCAACAGCACUCAGCAUCUUGGUGCUUCAGCAUAA
Ilex paraguariensis (yerba mate) is the source of this 1359-nucleotide messenger RNA. The record is from the annotation of a GenBank genome assembly. Lineage: Eukaryota; Viridiplantae; Streptophyta; Magnoliopsida; Aquifoliales; Aquifoliaceae.